Messenger RNA from Exophiala viscosa, 1228 nucleotides. Its product is annotated as cytidine deaminase-like protein. Bases 265 to 1197 code for a protein of 310 amino acids. Gene Ontology annotation, molecular function: catalytic activity. Lineage: Eukaryota; Fungi; Ascomycota; Eurotiomycetes; Chaetothyriales; Herpotrichiellaceae. The transcript is spliced from 2 exons. The record is from RefSeq and is a predicted model, not a curated record.
UGCUUGUGUCUGACUUCCCCCGCAUGCGUGAGACUGCGAUCGACACCUCCCACCACAGUUUCUUUUCCACCAGCUUUUUCGUGCUCAUCUUCAAAGCCCGCUUGCUGUUCCAUAUCGAUCCUCCUGCAUUUCUUCCAAUAUAUGCGUCGAGCAAUUUUUUUGCUUGUAUACUGCCGAGGCUCAAGAUCAAUUUGCUUCGUAGCCACCUAGGGUCCAUUUACCUCACUCAGGUACGGGUCUAAGCUGGGACCAGGUCACGACAACAUGAGUUACCAGUCAUUUCUACGGGCAACUUCAAACUCCAACACAAAUUCCCCAUCUCCCAGCUCGAUUCAACGCAAGCCUACCACGGCAUCGAAUUCUGUUGCACCACCUCCUACAUCACCAUCUGCACACUCAGCCACGACUCAUCAUGCGACACCCAGCACGGGCUCAAAUGCACCCCAUACACCUGUGUCGUCCAUCCAUUCUCCUUAUCCCACCUCUAAGCCUUCGACUCGACCCGAAACCACUCCUGCGCCGACCCUAACGCCGUUGACGAGAGCUCAAAUUGACGCCGCCAUGAAGACAUGUCUGGAUUUGCAAAUUACCGCCACAACAUACCACGAAAAAAGGCCCUUUGCCGCGCUUUUACUGGGUCCAGACAAUGUGACUGUGUUGUUGACGCACUUCUCAAUCUCACAUGUUCAGCACGCCGAGACCGAACUUGCUCGAUUAGCUUCGAUACACUUCUCGCAGAAAUAUCUGGCUACAUGCACACUAGUAUCAACGUGGGAACCUUGCGCAAUGUGUACAGGAACUUUAUAUUGGAGUAAUAUUGGCCGCCUUGUUUAUGCUGCCAGCGAAGACAAGCUGAAUGACCUCACUGGUGGACACAAUGAUGAAAACAUGACAAUGUCACUGCCAUGUCGGGAUGUGCUUAGCGCAGGUCAGAAGGCCGUGGAAGUUAUCGGACCUGUCAACGGCUGGGAGCAAAAGAUCAUUGAGGAGAGUGGAAAAUGGUGGAGAGAACACACGUCCGAGGGGCCCGAGAAACAAUUGAGAGACGGGAGCAUCAAUGGAAGCGAAAGACCUGGAAGCCUUUCGAGUGUGCGUCAAGGCACACCGACCACCUGGACUGGCGAAGAGACGGUCCUUAGCAGCAUCAAUGACGAAGGAGAGUACAAAGCCGAUCUGGAUAUCGACUGGAUGAGGUAGACCGAUCACGGGCCCUAUGGGCUGCAGUAAA